Scophthalmus maximus (turbot) is the source of this 1524-nucleotide messenger RNA. It is a transcript of the gene cfap77, whose product is annotated as cilia and flagella associated protein 77. Bases 84 to 1277 code for a protein of 397 amino acids. The record is from RefSeq and is a predicted model, not a curated record. The transcript is spliced from 7 exons. Lineage: Eukaryota; Metazoa; Chordata; Actinopteri; Pleuronectiformes; Scophthalmidae.
CGAUCAUCUGACCAAUAACAGAGGAACGAGCCACUGAACUGAUCAAUCAUCUGAUCACCACGUGUUGCUGUGGCAACGCUCUGAUGUGGUCGGUCAGAAGGGCGGGCUUCUGGUUCAACUGUGGAGUGAGCUUUAAUUUGAAAGCUCCUCACUUCCGGUUGAGCGGUUGUUGUUCCCAUGCCACGACACUGCAUCUUGUUUCCAUAGAAACGCGGCAGCUCGACACCGGAGGACGCAGUCCAGGUCCAGAUCUCAUUGGUGGAGCCAACUACAGUUCAAUGAAGGACGGAGGCGUGGCCGAGGUUCUGUCCAGCUGGAGGACUCAGUCAGGACGUGAACGCUCGGCUCCCCGUGGGACGCUCCCUCCAGACUUUGUCUCUCUGAACCGGGACGCGGUGAAAGCUGGAACGGUGACGCCCAAAGAGCUGAGUCAGUACCGGGCUCAGGGGGGCGGGGCCAAGACACAACGUCCUGCUCCCACACAGCAGAGGGGCGGGGCUUCACAGCGCCCGGCAAUUCCUGAUGUCACCUUCGGAGUCCCGACAUGGCCGUCGUCUCCUCUGUCAGACCUCCUUUCUCAUCAGUACGCCCGCCGCCGGCAGGAUGAGCAGCGCAGCCGGAAUCAAACCAGCAACCAGCCACAGCAGCACAGGAUGAAACCAGGUGCAGACACGAGGACCAGUCUGCUGAGGAAGGGACGAGCUCUGCCUGUUACACAGCCACUGAUCAGACGGACACACUUCACCCAGGUUCCUCCGGCUCUGGAUACCUUCAGGGACCAGGAGGUUCUGUCCAGGGGAGAGGAUCAGGAUGAGAAGACCAAGAGAGAAGAUCAGGAUGAGAAGACCAAGAGAGAAGAUCAGGAUGAGAAGAACAAGAGAAAAGAUCAGGAUGAGAAGAACAAGAGAAAAGAUCAGGAUGAGAAGAACAAGAGAAAAGAUCAGGAUGAGAAGAACAAGAGAAAAGAUCAGGAUGAGAAGAACAAGAGAAAAGAUCAGGAUGAGAAGACCAAGAGAGAAGAUCAGGAUGAGAAGAACAAGAGAGAAGAUCAGGAUGAGAAGAACAAGAGAAAAGAUCAGGAUGAGAAGACCAAGAGAGAAGAUCAGGAUGAGAAGAACAAGAGAGAAGAUCAGGAUGAGAAGAACAAGAGAAAAGAUCAGGAUGAGAAGAACAAGAGAAAAGAUCAGCAUGAGAAGACCAAGAGAGAAGAUCAGGAGAGAGGAUCAGGGUCUGGACUGAACAAACAUCUUCUCUCUAAUAAAACACAUGAAGCAUAAUCUCACUGUGACGUCACUGACACAAUAACACAACACAACUGUAACACAACUGUGACACAACUGUAACAACUGCGACACAACUGAGACACAACUGUUACUACAGAGCCUUUGCAGUAGCGGCCCCCAGACUCUGGAACUGCCUCCCCCUGCACAUCCGUGCAGCCCAUUUAAAGACCCACCUCUUUUCUCUAGCCUUUGAUUAGUGUCUCCUUUUUUUUAAGUGCCAGUGCAUAGUGUUCCCUGGUUA